AACUUCAUUAGCUCUUUACGUAAUGUUUUCAUCGUGUUUCACAAGGGAUCGGGUUAUGUAUCUUACCCGGGUGAAAUUUGUAUCCUGAAAACUAACAUCCUUGCGAACAAUAUUUUUCAACAGGAAGAGAGAUGCUACAAAAGUUUGUGUGAGAAGACCACAUUUGCUGCCGAUUUCUUUGCGGUCAAUUAAAGAGUUCUUAGGCUAUUGUGCAAUGAAUAAAACGGCGUUCCUCAGCCUUAUCAUGGAGCGACCUGAUAGCACAUUAGACAAGGACACCCUAGCAAAACAAUUACCCAAAUUAUGACAAAUUAAUUAUGUAGGCUACGGUAGACUCAGCGUGAGUCUUGAAUGAAACGUUCCUCCGUCAAACGAACAUAUUAUACUGCUGUAUAUGAUUCAUGUUGGGACACUGAGUCAACUCUGCGUCUACUUCUAAACAGUUUAUCUAACAAGACGGAUUCAUAUUUGAACAUUAUGUCAAAUGUUAAAUCUUUGCUCUUUCUUCUUCCCUUUUGUCUUUUUGCGAUUUCGUAUGGUGGACCCGUUAACCAUUUAGACGUCUUUAUCGCACGAAGAGAACUGAAGCGUUUUUUUAAUGAAUUUGACAUCGGUGAUUUUUACAUCAUAAGAAAAGGUGUCAUCGAUAAUUUUGUUCAAAACAAGGCUACCGGAUUUCUGCCUGCGAUAGCUCCUGAAACACAGUCACUGGAACUAAAAUUCCAGUCAAGAUAUAAGCUGUACUACAAGCUCUAUAUGUCCUCAAGCGACAGAAGUAUUAUGAAAAUACCUUCUUCGACGAUCAGACCAAAUGGUCAUGUCCCAAGAAAAGCACGACCAUUCAAGAUCCGCUUCCCAUGCACACGUCGAAAAACUGGCACCGCCAUGUUGAAAAUUAAGAUGGAGUUCAUGCUACCAGCUAUGAAAAGAAGCCCAAUUACAGAGUUUGUUUUAAAUCUGAAAAGGAGCUGUGAAAAAGCGAAAGAAGUCGUGACACGAAAACCAGCGACAGCCAAGACCAACUAUAUCUGUUCCAAGAAGUGCGACAGAAACAAUGUGCUACGAAGAUUUUGUCUCAGCGACUUUGCAAUCCGAGCGAGAGUCGAAACGAGUUCCACCAGUAGAGGCGGUCGCCCACUGCACAAAGUUCGUGUGACAAAAUACUAUAAGAGAAGCAGGGUGCCAAUAGGCAAGAAAAUUGACAUAGAAAUCUUUGGAACAGAUAUCACUUGCAAGUGUGAGCUAUUGCAAAUAGGGAAAACCUAUCUCAUCCUUGGGAAAGAAAAUUCGUUCAGCAGCUCUUUCUUUCUUGAUGACUAUACUUACGCCAUUGAAUGGGGCGAGGGUGGCAAGAAGAUGGCAAAAUUGCAUAAAAAGAGAAGCACCUGUCCUAAGAGAUUUGGACAACAAUGGUACCCCAUUGGAAAAGUUUAACAGAGAUCUUAUCAGUUACUGAGAACUAUACUGGGUGUAUAAAAAACCGCAAAAUCUUUUGUAACCAGAUAUUUGCGAAUUGUAAAGGAUAACUCGCACCAGUUGGCCACAAGGGUGCGUCAAUACAGGCUUUGCUUGCAUGCAUGGGUAACUAAAAUGUUGCAGUCUCCUCGUAUGCAAGUGUUUGCAGUUUUUAAUCCACCCUGUAUGUGUUUUUUAAAAAGAACCUUAUUUACUUGACUGACUGACAAUUAAAGAGCCGGAAAUUCGCUGUUGUUUGUGAUUCCAUUUACUAAAAAAAUAGUUAUAAAUCUUUGUAUGUCAUUUUAUAGAAAAAUUGUGAAGGCUUAGAGCCAAAAUGACAGUCAUUAUUUAUAGCAAAGUCGGUGAUAGCAAAGUUCUAUAAAUGGACGUAGUUGUACAAUUCCUUGCUUGGACUACAUAGCCAACAUUGAGGCCAAUUAAAUUAUGCAAAUAUAUGUCAAUAUGAUAUCAUGCUUUUGCAUAGAUGAUAAUAUUAACUUAGUUCGGUGCAUCCAUGUAUAAGGAUCAAGUCACAUUGCGACGCGACUCACGUGUGUGAAUGUAGUAUAAAUUAAACGUGGUACUGGUUUAGAGAA
Messenger RNA from Dendronephthya gigantea, 2054 nucleotides. RefSeq lists its product as uncharacterized. The record is from RefSeq and is a predicted model, not a curated record. Lineage: Eukaryota; Metazoa; Cnidaria; Anthozoa; Malacalcyonacea; Nephtheidae. The transcript is spliced from 6 exons. The coding region runs from base 352 to 1434 and encodes 360 amino acids. Gene Ontology annotation, molecular function: protein binding.